Molecule: messenger RNA, 1407 nt
Organism: Triplophysa dalaica
Lineage: Eukaryota; Metazoa; Chordata; Actinopteri; Cypriniformes; Nemacheilidae
Product: neuromedin-K receptor
Exons: 5
Coding region: 13-1242 (409 amino acids)
Biological process (GO): G protein-coupled receptor signaling pathway; positive regulation of flagellated sperm motility
Cellular component (GO): plasma membrane; sperm midpiece
Molecular function (GO): tachykinin receptor activity
Source: RefSeq, a predicted model, not a curated record
GGGGGUUAGUAGAUGGGUGUCACUUAUUUAGGCACAGUGAACACACUUUACAUGCGCACAUGCAACUGCUCCGGUGUGCAGACAGACAGACAGACAUACAGACAGACAGUAAUGUCCUCAUCAAAUAAUGUUUCAAACUCCACCAACAGGUUCGCGCAGCCUCCGUGGCGCGUGGCGCUCUGGUCGCUCGCGUACGCGUUGGUUCUGCUCGUGGCCGUGACGGGAAACCUGAUCGUUAUCUGGAUCAUUGUCGCACACAAGCGGAUGAGAACGGUCACCAACUACUUUCUGCUUAAUCUGGCGGUGUCGGACGUGUCCGUGGCCGCUCUCAACGCGCUCGUGAACUUCGUGUACGCGGCGCACGGCGACUGGUACUUUGGAGAUGCGUAUUGCCGCUUCCAAAACUUCUACCCGGUGGCUGCGGUGUUCGCGAGCAUCUACUCGAUGAGCGCCAUCGCCUUAGACAGGUACAUUGCUAUCAUCCACCCGCUGAAGCCCCGCCUCUCUGCAACAUCCACCAAAUGUGUGAUUGUGUUGGUGUGGAGUCUGGCCGUGACGCUGGCGUUUCCUCUGUGUUAUUACUCCACCACUCGAGUGAUUCCACACCGCACGCUGUGUUACGUGGCCUGGCCGAGACCCUCGCACAACUCCUUCAUGUAUCAUGUGAUCGUGGCAGCGCUGGUUUAUGUUCUGCCUUUGGCUGUGAUGGCCGUCACUUAUACCAGGGUCGGACUCACUCUUUGGGGGGGUGAAAUUCCGGGAAAUUCCUCAGAAAAUUUCCAGGAUCAUCUUCAGGCAAAGAGAAAGGUUGUGAAGAUGAUGGUGAUUGUGGUUGUGACAUUUGCCUUGUGUUGGUUUCCAUAUCACGCGUAUUUCAUCACGACGGGUCUGAAGCGCGAGCUUAAUAAAUGGAAGUGGAUCCAGCAGAUUUAUCUGUCUGUGCUGUGGCUCUCCAUGAGUUCCUCAAUGUACAACCCCAUCAUCUACUACUGCCUGAACAGCAGGUUCCGCGCUGGGUUCAAGCAGGUCUUCCGCUGGUGUCCUUGCAUCCAGGUAUCAGAUUACCAGGCGGAGUUAGAGGUGCAGACGGCACGUUUCCAGCAGAACCGACAGAGCAGUGUGUACACAGUGGCACGAGCAGACUCAUGCCCUGAAGCCAGCAGCACUCGACGCAAGAGCUCGUACACCAGUCACCGUGGCGGCAUCAAUGGUCAACCGCAGUUGAAUGCAGAUGUUACAUAGUCACUAGUUGCUGACCGAUAUAAGAUUUUUUAAGGGCUGAUAUUGAAGAUUAUAUGCUAAAUAUAAAGAUAUCUGCUUUCAUCUCACCCCAGUGGAAUGACCACAUGUUGUGCAUUGUGUUUCCAUUCUGAUUGAAUUGUCAAAUUAAAAAAGGAUAAGUCAUUA